This is a messenger RNA of Plasmodium inui San Antonio 1, 1029 nucleotides long. RefSeq lists its product as hypothetical. Lineage: Eukaryota; Apicomplexa; Aconoidasida; Haemosporida; Plasmodiidae. The record is from RefSeq and is a predicted model, not a curated record. The transcript has a single exon. Bases 1 to 1029 code for a protein of 342 amino acids.
AUGAAUGUUUUCCUUUGCCUCUCGUGCAUUCUGGUAAUAAACACACUCCUCCAGAGCUGCCCGGUCAGAUGCGACGAAUUAAAUAUAAGUGACAAGGGGAAGAUGUUGUACGAUUAUUUGUUCACCCCCAAGAUGAAGGGCCCAAAAGAUGGGGGGACGGAGCAGGAUGCCCAAGGGGGCGGGGACAAGCACGUGUUGUAUAAAACAUCGGAAGUACAAAUUAGGCACCACGAAGAAGUGCACACAGGAGGAAUGGAAAAUAUUGAUCACAAGAAGGAGUUUAAAAAGCAUAUGAACAAGCUAAAAAUGCUACAUAAAAGUUUAAAAAGCAAGGAUAGAAAUGCAUACGGUCAGGUAAAACCAAGUGGAGGCGAGAGUGUGCACAACACUGAUGGCACACUGCCGGAUACCCAUCCUAAGGGAGAGGAGACGAGUGAAGAAAGCCUGGCCAAAUAUGUACAGAACGAAAUAAAGAACAACGAGAAAUUAAAUAAAGAAAAAAAAAGCUACGAAGAAAUUAACUUACUGGAGGAUAACUCAAAGAAAUUACAAAAGGAUAUUCAUACCUGGCUCCAGUCAGUACAGAACAUAUCGGAAAAGACCAACAAAUUGAAGGACAUUAAGACCCAGCUGCUGAACAACAUCGCCUCGUUAAAUCAGACCCUGACGGAAGAAAUUGAAAAUAUAAACGAGAUUAGAAAGUUGCAAAAGGAACAGAAUGAAAUAUUUUCAGAAAAUUGGCUCUACUUCCUGCCCUCCACGUCGGACAACUUGGCCAGCGAGGGGCGGGACGGCAAUUUUCAAGUGUUGAACUACUUGGAGGAGUUUAACAGGAGGGACGCUCCGCACGUGAGUGAUGAGCACGCGAGUAGGGGACACCCAAACGGUGGGCUUCCAAAUGGGGGCCUUCCAAAUUGGGGGAAAGUUCAUAAGACAAACACGGACACCAACAGCGGGGAGAAGUCGUCCGACUCCCGCAGCUUCUGCAGCGUGCUCGUCCUGCUCGCGAUUGCCUUUCUUCUCAGUUAG